CAAAGCCUAUUUUAAUUUUUUUUACUCAUAUGACAUACAUUAAUUUUUUUUUAGUUGGAGGACAUAUUUUGAUUGCAGAUUCUAAUAUUUCAUAUUUCCUCUAAACUUCGAACAAAGGCACUGUGCUCAACUUCAUCUAUGGAAGAAGAUAAUCAUCUCCCUACACCCGCCACCUCCUCCUCCUCCGCCGCUACCGAUCAUUCGGAUCCCUCUCUCCAACGUAAACACGCGGCAAUGAUCGAACGUCUUUCGAAUCUCCACCAGAAUCGCUCCACCCGUAAACCCGACCCGGAAUCCAACUCCACAACUUCCUUCCUUUCCCGUUUCUUCCAAUCCAAAUCCUCCAUCGAAUCCACACUAACCCGUAUCCGUCAAACAGCCGAACCGCAAUCCGACCCGACCCUUAAACCCGAACUCGACAACGUCUCGAUCUCCAUCACAAAUCUCGAAAAACUUGUCGCUGAAAACAGUUUCUCCUUGCCCUCCUACGAAGUCCGUACAUGCCUCAAAACUGUAGCUGAUCUCAAACAAUUCGUCGAACAGGUCACGUGCGAAGUAAUCCCGAGGAAAAAAUUCGCCUUCAAAAACAAAUCAGCGAAGAAAAUCCCGGUCCAAAAAGAUGUUGCGUAUGAAAAUCGGAUGGAUACGGAGUCUCAGGGUUCAGGGUUUAGGAUUUUGGAAAACUCGCCUGGAUUUAGAGACAAAAAAAAUGAGGAUUUAGUGAAGGAAUUCAAUAGGGACAAUGAUGGAGAGAUUAGGGAGUUUGUGUUAUCGGAUUUAAGGCAUUGUGAUGUGAGGUUAAUGGGGUGUGUGAGCGCGUUGUUUGUAAAUAAACUGAUUGAUUGUAAGGUAUAUGUAGGGCCUGUUUUUGGGUCAGUGUUGAUUGAAGAAGUGGAAAAUUGUGUGUUUGUUAUGGCAUCGCAUCAGAUUCGAAUUCAUCAAGCGAAAGGGUGUGAUUUUUAUCUUCAAGUUAGGAGUAGGCCGAUAAUUGAGGAUAGUAAUAGUGUAAGGUUUGCACCGUAUUGUUUAAAGUAUGAUGGGAUUGAGAAGGAUCUUGAGGAAGCUAACCUUGGUGAAGAGACGGGGAAUUGGUCGAAUGUGGAUGAUUUUAAGUGGUUAAGGGCUGUGCAGUCUCCAAAUUGGUCAAUUUUGCCGGAGAAUGAACGCCUUGGCACAGUCGAUAUUUCAAAUUGAGACCCAAAAGUUUAAAUCUUUGCUCUUGAUAUGGUUGGUUAGUAUGUUGAAUCCUCAUUGUUUAAAGGAAAUAACUUUUUUUCCGAGAAUUUAAAUCUUUCCUGUUGAUGAUUGGUUAGCAUGUUGAAUCCUCAUUGUGUGAGGGAGAUAACUUGUUUUGGUUAUCUUCUUGAGUUUACGGGUGCAUCAACUUUUGUUGAUUAAAUACAUUACUUAUUGUUCUGGUUAUCUUCUUGAGUUUACGGAUGCAUCAACUUUUGUUGAUUAAAUACAUUACUUAUUGUUGAACGAAAUAUUGUAGAACAGAAACAUUGUGCUAAAGCUGUUGCUUUCCAAUUUCUUGGAUAGAGAGAUUUUGUUAUGUUUCUAUU
Capsicum annuum is the source of this 1565-nucleotide messenger RNA. RefSeq names its product tubulin-folding cofactor C. Gene Ontology annotation, cellular component: cytoplasm. Gene Ontology annotation, molecular function: tubulin binding. The record is from RefSeq and is a predicted model, not a curated record. Bases 139 to 1194 code for a protein of 351 amino acids. NCBI's taxonomy places the organism in Eukaryota, Viridiplantae, Streptophyta, Magnoliopsida, Solanales, Solanaceae. The transcript has a single exon. Gene Ontology annotation, biological process: tubulin complex assembly; post-chaperonin tubulin folding pathway.